This is a messenger RNA of Lynx canadensis (Canada lynx), 1571 nucleotides long. RefSeq names its product cytochrome P450 2F5 (gene CYP2F1). The transcript is spliced from 10 exons. Gene Ontology annotation, molecular function: oxygen binding; oxidoreductase activity, acting on paired donors, with incorporation or reduction of molecular oxygen, reduced flavin or flavoprotein as one donor, and incorporation of one atom of oxygen; iron ion binding. Gene Ontology annotation, biological process: xenobiotic metabolic process. Lineage: Eukaryota; Metazoa; Chordata; Mammalia; Carnivora; Felidae. Bases 60 to 1556 code for a protein of 498 amino acids. The record is from RefSeq and is a predicted model, not a curated record. Gene Ontology annotation, cellular component: intracellular membrane-bounded organelle; cytoplasm.
GAGCCACACGGCACACGCCUGGAGCAGAUCAUAUCUCAGCCGUCCUAGAAGUUCAGCAGAUGUCUGCGGCUGCUUUCACCAUAGACAGUAUGAGCACAGCCAUCUUGCUCCUGCUCCUGGCUCUCACCUGUGUGUUCCUGAUGCUCAGUUCAAGGGGCAAGAGCCAGCUGCCCCCAGGCCCUAGGCCUCUCCCACUCCUGGGAAACCUGCUGCAGCUGCGCUCCCAAGACAUGCUGACUUCUCUUACCAAGCUGAGCAAGGUCUAUGGCUCGGUGUACACAGUGUACCUGGGGCCCAGACGCGUAGUGGUCCUCAGCGGGUACCAAACCGUGAAGGAGGCCCUUGUGGACCAAGGGGACGAUUUUAGUGGCCGUGGUGACUACCCCACCUUUCUCAACUUCACUAAGGGCAAUGGCCUCGCCUUCUCCAAUGGGGACCGGUGGAAGGCCCUGAGGAGGUUCUCCAUCCAGAUUCUGCGGAACUUCGGGAUGGGUAAGAAGAGCAUCGAGGAGCGGAUCCUGGAGGAAGGCCGCUUCCUGCUGGCGGAGCUACGGAAAACUGAAGGCAAGCCCUUCGACCCCACGUUCGUGCUCAGCCGCUCAGUGUCGAACAUCAUCUGCUCUGUGAUCUUCGGCAGCCGCUUUGACUACGACGAUGAACGUCUGCUCACCAUUAUCCGCCUCAUCAAUGACAACUUCCAAAUCAUGAGCACCCCCUGGGGAGAGUUGUACAACGUCUUUCCAAGCGUCCUGGACUGGUUACCUGGGCCGCACCGACGCCUUUUCCGGAACUUCGGGCGCAUGAAGGACCUCAUCGCCCGCAGCGUCCGCGACCACCAGGACUCCCUCGACCCCGGCUCUCCCCGCGACUUCAUCGAUUGCUUCCUCAGCAAGAUGGCACAAGAGAAGCAAGACCCGCACAGCCACUUCCACAUGGAUACCCUGCUGAUGACCACGCAUAACCUGCUCUUUGGGGGCACCGAGACCGUGGGCACCACGCUGCGCCACGCCUUCCUUGUGCUCAUGAAGUACCCAAAAGUGCAAGCCCGCGUACAGGAGGAGAUCGACAGCGUUGUGGGACGGGAGCGGCUGCCGGCGCUGGAGGACCGAGCGGCCAUGCCUUAUACAGAUGCGGUGAUCCACGAGGUGCAGCGCUUCGCAGACGUCAUCCCCAUGAACUUGCCGCACCGCGUCACCCGGGACACAGCCUUUCGCGGCUUCCAGAUACCCAAGGGCACGGAUGUCAUCACCCUCCUUAAUACAGUCCACUAUGAUCCCAGCCAGUUCCUGACGCCCCAGGAAUUCAACCCUGAGCAUUUUCUGGAUGCCAAUCAGUCCUUCAAGAAGAGCCCUGCCUUCAUGCCCUUCUCAGCCGGUCGCCGAGUGUGCCUGGGCGAGUCGCUGGCGCGCAUGGAGCUCUUCCUCUACCUCACCGCCAUCCUACAGAACUUCUCGCUGCAGCCGCUGGGGGCGCCCGAGGACAUCGACCUGACGCCGCUCAGCUCCGGGCUCGGCAACUUACCGCGGCCUUUCCAGGUGUGCCUGCGCGCGCGCUGACGCCGCGGCCCUUCC